UUGUUGGGGACAGGACAAAUGUCACUUUUUUUCCAAACUCUCUGGGUGUAGUUUUCCUCAGUGCAAAUGGAUUCUUCAUCUCAAAGUCAAAGCAUUGACGGCUUGCAUCGACCAAUCCAAAGACAACCAAAAUUCAAGAAACAAUUCAGCACCACAGAUAAAACCUGUCAACAGCUGGUAAGCAAAGCAAACCCUUUUGUUCUGGUAUAAGUGAAGUCCCGGUCGAGUGAUUUUCAGCCUAAAGUUAGUCUAAUUGCCCUUAGUCAAACGUCGUCUUGGUUGCCAUGGCAUUAUAAAUGCUAUCUGAAACCUUAUUUCGUACAAUUUAACAACCUCACCUCGUCUACAAAGGAGUCUAUGCCCCCAACCAAUGGAUCAAUGAGUUUAAGAUCACUUAGUAAGAAAUAUCUGUUUCAGAUUCUACUGUUGCACUAAAGGAGAAAAUGUCUGGAUUUUUUUUUGCCCCAUCACGUUUCACUUUCAAAUGAGAAAAUGCCCUUUCUUUAAGGAUAUUAAAAUGAAUCUUCACAAAGGAUCUAUACCUACAGCACAAUUAAACCACAUAGCUGCAAAACUCCUUCAGAACCUCAUAAUGGAAACCUUUUGAAAUGGUAGUAAAUGAAUUUAGUGUUAACAAAAACCAGAGCCCACUCUCAAGCAUGCCAAUUGUAGCAAAGGAGACCACAUGGAGAGAUACAGCACCCUACCAGCGAACCUGGACAACCAUUCAAAUUGGAUCAUUGAAUUUAUUUUUGUUUAAAAUAUCCCCCUCCCAUUUUAAGCUAUGAUGGUUUGCUGAUUCAUUCUCUUGUUGCAGGAUGAAUGGAAGGAAAUGGGAAUCCUGAUGGUAAUCCUAUAUUGCUGAUCAGCACCUUUAGGUCAUGUUGGAUAAUAAGCUACAUGAAGAUGGUUAAUUUAAGCAGGUUUCCGACAGUCUUGCUGUCCUGAGGUCAUUGAAAUGGAGUUGUGGUGGUUCUACAAAUACAACUUUUUUUAUUUUUUAUUUAUUUUAUAUUGUUUCUAAUAAAUGCAUACGUCCGCUGGAGAACUUCUUCACGGGGCUGAAUGGUCGUUGGAACAUCAGUCUGAAAAAGCAGAAGCGCGACGGAUGUGGGCAGCAUCUCAACACAGCGAGAGUUGGCGCACCAAGGGUGCAGCAAAAUUUAAAAAGGCCCAUUGAGCCUAAACUAUGAACCUAGAGGAGCAGACUGUUACUUGGCUUAUAACAUUAGGCGUUCUUAAUUCUCCAAAAAAGCACAUCUCGGCUCCAGAGGAAUUUCUGAAAACAUCUUUAAGAGAUGGGGUCGUUUUGUGUAAGCUUAUGGAGCGCUUACUACCUGGAACCAGCAUAAAGUAUUCUCCUGAUCCCAGAUGCGAAGCUGAUUGCAUUGCAAACAUUCGGCAGUUUCUGAAAGGAUGUCAGUCUCUGAAGGUUGAGGGCUUUGAACCAGAGAUCUUGUAUAGUGGGGAGAACUUUGGCAAGGUGCUGUCAACACUCUCAGCAAUAAACAUCGCCACUCAAGAUUGUACUCCUAAUAGGUCAUGUCCACAGCUCAGUGCCUCUGCUCCUAGCCUGUCAUCCUCCUCUCAAGCUGUUCCCACCUUAAAGUACAAGUCCUUACGGAGGCAAUCAAAAGCAGUGGAGAUGUCGGAGAAUGGAAGUGGUGGAAAGCUGGUGGUAAAGGCACGCUUCAAUUUCAAACAGAACAAUGAGGACGAGCUGUCUUUCAGCAAGGGUGAGCUCAUCCACGUCACGCGCCAGGAGGAAGGUGGAUGGUGGGAGGGAACCCUUAAUGGCAAGACCGGCUGGUUCCCUAGCAACUAUGUCCGAGAGGUCAAGCCAUGUGAAAAACCAAUAUCUCCAAAAGCGCUAAAAGGAUUCGUUGUCCCUCAGCUAACAAAAAAUUAUUACAGUGUGGUGGUGCAAGACAUCUUGGAACAUGAGAGAGAGUUUGUCAAAGAAAUGCAAAUGGUACUAGGCUGCUACCUGCGCCCUCUACAGACUAGUGACAAGCUCUCCAAUGCGGACUUCUCCAGCCUGAAUGGCAACUUAGAAGACAUACUCUCUUUCCAACAGGGACUGUGUCUUGCAUUAGAGGAGUGCACCAAGAUUCCAGAGGGCCAGCAACGCAUUGGGGGCUGUUACCUGAAUCUGAUGUGUCAGAUCAGAACUCUUUACUUGUCUUAUUGCUCUAGCCAUCCCUCUGCAGUGGGUGUGCUCACUGAUCACAGUGAAGAGUUGGACAGAUUCAUGGAGAGUCAAGGCGCCAGUGCUCCUGGGAUCUUAACUCUUACCACCAGCCUUAGUAAACCCUUCAUGAGGCUUGACAAGUACCCCACUCUCCUGCAGGAGCUCGAGAGACAUGUGGAGGAAGCCCAUCCAGAUUAUAGCGACAUUCUGAAAGCAACAGUUGCUUUUAAGAAUCUUGUGACUCAGUGUCAAGAUCUGCGAAAAAGAAAGAACCUGGAGUUGCAGAUCUUGUCGGAGCCAGUGCGGGGCUGGGAGGGCGAGAGCAUGAAGUCAUUGGGUCAGGUUAUCUACAUGUCACAGGUCCACAUGCAGAGCAGCUCAAAUGAGGAUAAAGAAGAGCGAUAUUUCAUGCUGUUUCCUAAUGUGGUAGUCAUGUUGUCGGCUAGUCCUAGAAUGAGUGGCUUUAUUUAUCAGGGACGGAUUCUGCUAACAGGAACCACAGUAACCAAACAGCCAGAGGAUGCAGAAACAGGCCAUUAUGCCUUUGAGAUAACAGGAGGAACGAUAGAUCACAUCAUGGUGUUCUGCAAUAGUUCACAGGAGCAGCAGGAGUGGUUAGACCAUCUUCAUGCUUACGCCAAGGAAGGAAGUCCAGUUGGGACAAUAUUGAAGAAUGUUGAGGGUAAGCACACAACCAUGACCCACCACUUGCCGGGUUUCGGUGCUCCUGUGGCUAACCGAGGCCCCCUCGAACCCACCAAGAUCACCAAACCUUGGUCCUUAAGUUGCCUAAGGCCUGCGCCGCCCCUCAAGCCUUCCGCCGCUAUGGGCUAUAAAGAGAGGAUGUCUUAUAUCCUGAAGGACUCUAAUAAAAGCCCCAGACCCAUCAAGUUCCUUCCGAAGAGAAAAACAGAAAGAAAACCAUCAGAUGAUGAAUUCAUAAGAAAAAGUACAGCAGCUCUAGAGGAGGAUGCCCAGAUACUCAAAGUGAUUGAGGCCUACUGCACUGGAGCCAGUCUCCACCAGACCACCACAGCUGUUCGUAAGGAAUAUGUUCCCCAAGUCCUGCUGCCAGAAGAAGAGAAGAUUAUUAUUGAGGAGAUGAAGAACAACGGCCAGACUGUCAUUGAAGAGAAAAGUCUUGUGGAUGCAGUAUAUGCAUUGAAAGAUGAGGUCCACGAGUUAAAAAAGGUAAGAUUUUGAGGAGAAUAAAUGGAUGAAGCAGUGUCUGGAAGAAGAGCAGAAGUCUCGUAAGGAGCUGGAACGUGUGGUCAGGAAGUUGGCUAAACAAAAGAAUGACUGUUCCUGGGAAGAAGGAGGGCAUUGAAGAACACUCUGGACAUUCUGUGAUUGCCCUUUGCCAUGCGUGUGUUUAUCUUGUACGUAUUUCUGUGUUUAUGUGUGUGUCCUCACAAACGUGUUUUUUCCACUGCAUAAUACACUGAACGUUGCUAAUGGAAAGUCACCAUGUCUGGGAUUUUCAAAAAUGUCUCACUAUUUCUCACUAUUUUUUUUUUUUUUUUUUUUUUCAAACAGAGGGGCAAUAAUAAUUUUCAACUUUGUGGUUAUUGGUUCUGUGCUACGGAAUUUAAUUUCUCACUAUUUGGAAGAAUAUCAUGGUGUGUUUUGCUCCAAGCUCCUGUGAUUUGCUCAUUUUGAGAACAAAACGGUUGCAAAAGUCUAUGUGAACUACUUGCUUAGGAAGUAUUACAGAUUGAUGUUAUUGGUUUAGAACUCCUCAGGUAACUGAUGUAGUCCUGGACUGUUAUUUUUUUCCUGGCUGGCCAUUGGUCCCAAUCAAGCACUCAAAAUAAUCCAGUCAAGUAAAAUCCGGACAGAAGAAAAAUUACAGAAGGAUGAUGGAAUCUCUUUUUUAACUGAACAAAUAUCUGCCUCACUUUUCUCAUUCAUGGACUUGAUCUGUCUUGGACAUUUGCUCAGCCCUUGCGCAACAGCAUUCAGACUCAAGACACUAUUGCACACAUGAAAUAUAUCCUGGUGAUAGUUUUGAAGGUCAUAGCUAAUUUUUGUGCAUGAAGGUACAUUGCAGGACUCCACUGGCCACAAGUAUUGUCCUGUUUGUGCUUUUAUAAUGUGAAAAUGGUUGUGUUGCUUGAGGAAGCUUUUAGGUCAUGAAUGAAUUUGUGGUUUGCAUGUGAUAGACAUGUGGUGCCGUAUUUGCCAUCUUGAAAUUAGAUUAAAUUUUUUAUCUUUUUAGUUUGAAACUUUAAAAAAAUGUAGUAGUAAUACACCAGUGGAAUGUAGGUUUAAAAAGUGCAUUUUAAAUGAGUGAUAUUCCAGACAGUCACUCACAUCAGCAUUGGGUGUACAGUAUUUCUUAAAUAGCCAUCAUAUGUCAUAAUCAUGCUUCUGAUAAUCAUUGUCAUAAUAGUCUAAAACUAUCAGGGAUAUAGUUGUCUGAAAUAUCAUUGCAAGUUACGAAUACUAUACUAGUAAUAUCCAUCAUAAACUUUAUGUAUAUCGUAUAUACUUUUAUACCUUUAAAUGUAUGUAUCAUAGAUGUAAUGGCAAGAUGAACCAUAACUUUUUCUGAUGACAAAAAAAAAAAAUCAGCCUCCUUUUUAUGAGGUUUGAGACAAUUACAUGUGACUUUUACCAAAAAACAUUCAGUAUGUUUGAUUCCUGAAGAUUUGGUACUAGGGGCCCUUUUAGGACUAGUGUACAUAGAAACACAUGGUACUUUAGGAACUAAUAUUUGUCCCCCACUUAUGAUACUAAGGAGGCUCGUACUAGAAUAAAAAUUAAAAA
Molecule: messenger RNA, 4960 nt
Organism: Myxocyprinus asiaticus (Chinese sucker)
Lineage: Eukaryota; Metazoa; Chordata; Actinopteri; Cypriniformes; Catostomidae
Product: rho guanine nucleotide exchange factor 6-like
Exons: 24
Coding region: 1190-3394 (734 amino acids)
Molecular function (GO): protein binding; guanyl-nucleotide exchange factor activity
Source: RefSeq, a predicted model, not a curated record